This is a messenger RNA of Arachis stenosperma, 1942 nucleotides long. RefSeq names its product tricyclene synthase EBOS, chloroplastic-like. Gene Ontology annotation, molecular function: terpene synthase activity; magnesium ion binding. The transcript is spliced from 7 exons. The record is from RefSeq and is a predicted model, not a curated record. Gene Ontology annotation, biological process: diterpenoid biosynthetic process. Bases 74 to 1840 code for a protein of 588 amino acids. NCBI's taxonomy places the organism in Eukaryota, Viridiplantae, Streptophyta, Magnoliopsida, Fabales, Fabaceae.
ACCCCAAUUACUAAGCUUUAUACGAACUUAGCUUCCAUAAUAAUAACGGUGACAUUAGUCAAUACUCAAUACCAUGUUACUCAAUUCUUCUUCCUCCAUUAUUUCAAAUGUUCAUCUUGCCAAACAUAACGAACCAGUGGAACCUCUUAUUAGUAAUCAUAGAAUUAUUAACAGUUCUCGGAUCCGUUGCGUGGCAACAACCACAGCCGUUGUUCCUCCAAGAAAAUCAGCAAAUUACCAGCCUAACCUCUGGACUUUCGACUUUUUACAGUCCUUAAAGCAUCAUUAUUCGGAUUCGAUAUACGAGGAUUUAAAUGGGAAUCUAAAAGAGAAAGUUAGGAGAAUGAUAAAGCAGAAGGAAGAUAAUGGAGAGAUAUGGCAUAAGCUGGAUCUAGUUAAUGAUGUGAAGAGGUUGGGUCUGAGUUACCACUUUGAGAAGGAAAUAGAAGAAACACUUGAUAGGUUUGUGUCUAGUAGUGGCAAAUUUGUGAAUACGAAUAACCUGCACGAAACCGCUUUAAGCUUCAGGCUCCUAAGAGAAUAUGGCUAUGAUGUCUCACCAGAUGUGUUUGAGAAGUUCAAGGACAAGAAGAAUAACUUCAAGAAAAGCCUUACCAAAGACGUGAAAGGGAUGCUGAGUCUAUACGAGGCAUCAUUUCUUGGUUAUGAAGGAGAAACAAUCUUGGAUGAGGCAAAAUCAUUCACAACCUUCCAUCUCAAGAACUUAAUCAUCAAUGAUGAGAAUAAUGUCCUCUUAGAACAAGUGAAGCAUGCAUUGGAACUUCCAUUGCAUCAUAGAAUCCAAAGACUUGAAGCCAGAUGGUACAUUGAGGCUUAUGAAAAAAGAAGAGACGCAAAUAGGAUAUUACUUGAAGCAGCUAAAUUAGAUUUUAACGUUGUUCAAUCAACACUUCAAAAAGACCUUCAAGAAAUCUCAAGAUGGUGGAAGCAAGUGGGAGUAGCCUCAAAGUUAAGCUUCAGCAGAGACAGGUUAAUGGAGUGUUUCUUUUGGACUGUUGGAAUGGCCUUUGAGCCUCAUUUCAGUGAUCUCCGUAAAGGGUUAACCAAAGUCACUUCCUUCAUUACAAUAAUCGAUGAUGUCUAUGAUGUUUAUGGGACCUUGGAUGAGCUUGAGCUUUUCACCGCAGCUGUAGAAAGUUGGGACAUUAAAGCAGUUCAAGUUCUACCAGAUUACAUGAGGAUUUGCUUUCUAGCACUCUACAACACUGUUAACGAAUUGGCCUAUGAUGUUCUUUACAAGCAAGGACUUGACAUCCUUCCCUACCUCACCAGAACAUGGUCAGAUAUGUUGAAAGCAUUCCUAAUAGAAGCCAAGUGGUGCAAGGAGAAAAAUAUACCAAAAUUUGAGGAGUACCUCAAUAAUGCUUGGGUGUCAGUGUCUGGUGUUGUUAUAUUAACGCAUGCCUAUUUCUUAUUGAAUCACAACAUCACUAAAGAAGCACUUGAUUCCUUGCAUAAUUAUCAUGACCUAUUGCGUGGACCAUCUACUAUUUUUCGACUUUGCAAUGAUUUGGGAACCUCUAAGGCUGAGCUACAAAGAGGUGAAGCAGCAAGCUCUAUUAUAUGCUACAUGAGGGAAAAUGGUGCAAGUGAGAAAUGUGCACACAAAUACAUAAACAAUGUUCUAGAUGAGACAUGGAAGAAAAUGAACAAAGAUAGAGUCAUCAAUUCUCCAUUCUCUAAAUCUUUCAUUGAAACAGCAAUGAACCUUGGUAGGAUUUCUCAGUGCACGUAUCAAUAUGGAGAUGCCCAUGGAGCACCUGAUGCAUCAGCAAAGAAUCGAAUUCGUUCUUUGAUAAUUGAACCUGUUUCUCUAUGAUGAAUUAUGAUAAUAUAUUUUGUAAUUUUUUUUGUUUAUAAAAAAUUCAUAUGAGUUUGUCAUCGCUCAUUAAUCAAUUCAGAAAAAAGCAUCAUAUCUAAA